AUGCUGACCCGCCUGUUCAGCGAGCCCGGCCUCCUCUCGGACGUGCCCAAAUUCGCCAGCUGGGGCGACGGCGACGACGACGAGCCGAGGAGCGACAAGGGCGACGCGCCGCCGCAGCCGCCGCCUGCGCCCGGGCCGGGGGCUCCUGGGCCCGCCCGGGCCGCCAAACCAGUCCCCCUGCGUGGAGAAGAGGUACCAGAGGCCACGUUGGCGGAGGUCAAGGAGGAAGGCGAGCUGGGGGGCGAGGAGGAGGAGGAAGAGGAGGAGGAAGAAGGACUGGACGAGGCAGAGGGCGAACGGCCCAAGAAGCGAGGUCCCAAGAAACGCAAGAUGACCAAGGCGCGCCUGGAGCGCUCCAAGCUGCGGCGGCAGAAGGCGAACGCGCGGGAGCGCAACCGCAUGCACGACCUGAACGCAGCGCUGGACAACCUGCGGAAGGUGGUGCCCUGCUACUCCAAGACGCAAAAGCUGUCCAAGAUCGAGACGCUGCGCCUAGCCAAGAACUACAUCUGGGCGCUCUCGGAGAUCCUGCGCUCCGGAAAGCGGCCCGAUCUGGUGUCCUACGUGCAGACUCUGUGCAAGGGUCUGUCGCAGCCCACCACCAAUCUGGUGGCUGGCUGCCUGCAGCUCAACUCCCGCAACUUCCUCACGGAGCAGGGCGCCGACGGCACUGGCCGCUUCCACGGCUCGGGCGGCCCAUUCGCCAUGCACCCCUACCCUUACCCGUGCUCGCGCCUGGCGGGCGCACAGUGCCAGGCAGCCGGCGGCCUGGGCGGCGGUGCGGCGCACGCCCUGCGGACCCACGGCUACUGCGCCGCCUACGAGACGCUGUAUGCAGCGGCCGGAGGUGGUGGCGCGAGCCCGGACUACAACAGCUCCGAAUACGAGGGCCCGCUCAGUCCCCCGUUGUGUCUCAAUGGCAACUUCUCACUCAAGCAGGACUCGUCGCCCGACCACGAGAAGAGCUACCACUACUCUAUGCACUACUCGGCGCUGCCCGGCUCUCGGCCCACCGGCCACGGGCUGGUCUUCGGCUCGUCCGCUGUGCGCGGGGGCGUACACUCGGAGAAUCUCUUGUCUUACGAUAUGCACCUUCACCACGACCGGGGCCCCAUGUAUGAGGAGCUCAAUGCGUUUUUCCAUAACUGA
Molecule: messenger RNA, 1149 nt
Organism: Urocitellus parryii (Arctic ground squirrel)
Lineage: Eukaryota; Metazoa; Chordata; Mammalia; Rodentia; Sciuridae
Gene: Neurod2
Product: neuronal differentiation 2
Biological process (GO): nervous system development; positive regulation of transcription by RNA polymerase II; sensory organ development
Cellular component (GO): nucleus
Molecular function (GO): DNA-binding transcription factor activity, RNA polymerase II-specific; E-box binding; protein dimerization activity
Source: RefSeq, a predicted model, not a curated record